UUUUCCGCCAUCAUCAUAUCAUGCUUUUAUCUCCCAUUCUUGCUCAUAAACUUCCAUUGCCACUCUUAUUUAUACACCUGAUUUGAUAGCCCUCCGUUCCAGUCUCCCUCCCCAAUCCCACUCUUUCUUCUACACCCUUCCCGCCCUUUCUUGAUCCACUCUGGAGGGUUUAUCAGCACCAUCCAAUUUCAUCAAGUGGGUCUUAACAAUUUGAGUUUUUGAUCGCUUAAUUUCGUUCCUUUAUCCGAAAACUUUUCUGGGUUUUGGUUUAUUUCCCAGUUCUAUUUUAUGUGGUUGAAUUUAGGUGGUUCUAGAGUUCAUGGUUGGGUAGUAAAGUCAGUUGCUUUUUUUUUUUUUUUUUUUUUUUUUUUUUUUCAAUAUUCUUUUGAUUCCAGAAAAAGUUGUUCUCAUCUCUAGAUACGCCAGUAUUAUGCUAUAGUGGAAAAGGUGUUUUUAUUCCCAGUAUAUGAUUCUGAAUUCUUUAAAAAUCUGAUCUUUUUGCAUAUAUCUCCAUCACCGGCCCCUAAGAUGCUUGUAGUAUUUCCCCUGUGGAAAUGAAGGGUUCAGUUGUGGUGAACUGAGUGUUUUGGGGUUGAGGAAGGGGAGGGUUUUGGGGAGUUUUUAGGUAUGGAAUCCUUGUUGAUAUCACGUCCCAGCUGGUUGAUUCAUCAGAGCAAGAGCACAAGAUGGACUAAAGAAGAGAACAAGCUUUUUGAGAGUGCUCUUGCAAUGAUUGAUGAGAGAAAUCCUGACAGGUGGUUUAAGGUUGCUGAUAUGAUCCCUGGGAAGUCAGUGUAUGAUGUGUUGAACCAGUACAAAGAACUGGUGGCAGAUGUUAGUAAUAUCGAAGCUGGACUGGUCCCGAUCCCGGGUUACUUAGCCUCCCCUUUCGCGUUGCAGUUGGUGGAUGAUCGCGGAUUUGAGGUGCAUAGGAAGCGAGGGAGGUCUUGUGAUCACGAACGGAAGAAAGGCGUGCCUUGGACAGAGGAGGAGCACAGGCGGUUUCUGAUGGGGCUACAGAAGUAUGGAAAAGGGGACUGGAGGAACAUUUCGCGUAAUUUUGUGAUCUCCAAGACACCAACUCAGGUUGCGAGCCAUGCCCAGAAGUAUUUUCUGAGGCAACAUUCAGGAGGGAAGGACAAGAGGAGGCCUAGCAUCCAUGACAUCACAACAGUCAAUGUCGCGGAGACAAAACAUUCUCUCUUGGACGAGAAAUCCCAGAAUGUUCCUGUUCUGGUCUCGAGGUCUGCUAGCAUGCCAGAAAUGUUAGGCUGGAAUUUCCCAGACGAUGGAGCUCUGAUGGCUUCGGUCUUCAGCUCGCCCCAGGGUAGUCAGUUCAUGUCGUAUCCAUCAGAGAUCGCUUACGCUAAGCUGGGAUUCCAGAUUCCACCAACCAGGUACCAGAUAAGAGGCUAAACCAUUCUCUUUUCCCCUAUUACAGACUGAAAAAAAAAACUCUAAAUCUUGUGGAUCUUUUGUUCCUUUAUCCUGCUGUAAUGCUUAAUCUGCCCAGUGAAUCUGGUAAAUGAAUGAUUUUUGGUGGCCAAAGGAUAUGAUAAUCAAGUGAUUUUUGUAUA
Molecule: messenger RNA, 1577 nt
Organism: Ipomoea nil (Japanese morning glory)
Lineage: Eukaryota; Viridiplantae; Streptophyta; Magnoliopsida; Solanales; Convolvulaceae
Product: transcription factor DIVARICATA-like
Exons: 2
Coding region: 628-1416 (262 amino acids)
Molecular function (GO): DNA binding
Source: RefSeq, a predicted model, not a curated record